Momordica charantia (bitter melon) is the source of this 1118-nucleotide messenger RNA. RefSeq lists its product as uncharacterized. Gene Ontology annotation, molecular function: RNA binding. NCBI's taxonomy places the organism in Eukaryota, Viridiplantae, Streptophyta, Magnoliopsida, Cucurbitales, Cucurbitaceae. The record is from RefSeq and is a predicted model, not a curated record. Gene Ontology annotation, cellular component: nucleoplasm.
GCAAAAUUACUAUAAAAUUUAAAUACUUUAAAACUGCCCCAAUUUACGUUUUUCCUUCGCAACUGCAGUAUAUAUAGUCAAAGAAAAAAAAUUCAAUUUCUUUUAUAAGAGUGCAGAAAUGAAUCUGUAUUGGAAUUUGUGCGUGCCUAAACCUAAAAGGUGGAAAAUCGGAGUCAGAAAAUUGGAAUUUGUAGACGACAACUUGUACGGGGAUGCCUCGCUACACAAAUGAGCCCCCUGCGGUUCGCGUCUAUGCGAUUUGCGACGAGUCAAGGUAUUUGAUUGUGAGGAAUGUUCCGGCAUUGGGUUGCGGAGAUGACUUGCUCAAAUUGUUUUCCUCCUACGGAAACGUUGAAGAGUGUAAACCAAUGGAUGCAGAAGAAUGUGAUGAAUUUACGGAUGUUUAUUUUAUCAAAUUUCACUUGGUUAACAAUGCCAGGUUUGCAAAAAGAAAAUUGGAUGAGUUUGUUUUCCUUGGUAAUCGGCUGCAAGUCUCUUAUGCUCCUGAGUUUGAAAGCUUGCUCGAUACAAAAGAAAAGCUAGAAGUCAGGAGACGAGAAGUUUUAGCACGAUUGAAUCUUGGAAGAUCAAAGGGAUCCUCAGUCAGAUCAACUGCCACAGAUCUUUCAAAUCCUUCACACUCUCAUUAUGCCCUUGAACAGAAGUACUCUCUUGAAAAGAGGAAUUAUGGAGAUGCAGCACUCAUUUCCAACCCACGUGUUUCUCAAAUGACAAAAGUAUCCUCCGACCAGGAUUACUUCGCAUCUGAAUCUAUGAAUCAAACUGUACAUCUCGUCAGGGAAAAGCUUGAUCAGAUUCAAUCAAGCAGUGAACAUCUGCAAGCUGGACCCGUGAGCAAGAAGUCACGUGUGGACAACAGAAGGAGAAUAUAAUGCUUACCGGCCUUUAUAGAGAAUGGCCAGCGGGGGUGUCUACAUUGUAUCAAAAGCUAUUUUGACACAUCACAUAUAUGUUUAUAGUGUAAAUAUUUAACAAUUCAUCUUUAUUUACAAAGGUAAUAAUGGAGUAGAGCAUACACCAAAGUUCUGUAUGAGGAGCUUUAUUUUCUUUUCCCCCUAUAUUGGGGAUCAUGAUAGUUAAAAAGCAUUUUCCAUUCA